AUGAGACUCUGUUAUUUGGAUUCUGCAAUUGUUAUUAUUUCUCUUUGUUUCUUCAACUCUUUGUUUAACUCUUCACAAGCUCAAACUGCAAACGCCACUACAGAUCCUUCUGAAGCAAGAGCUCUAAAUUCAAUAUUUAGCAAAUGGAAAAUAAAAGCAGACAAUACUCAGUGGAACAUAAGCGGUGAAUUAUGCAGUGGAAAAGCAACUGUUAGCAGUAUCGCUAUUGAUGACCAAACUUAUGACCCAUUCAUCAAAUGUGAUUGUUCCUAUAACAACAAAACUACUUGCCACAUCACUGCAUUGAAAGUUUAUUCAUUGGAUGUGAUCGGUGAAAUUCCACCCGAGCUAUGGACUCUCACUUACCUCACCAAUUUGCAGAUCAGCCAGAAUUACUUGACCGGGUCUCUACCUCCGGCGAUUGGAAAUCUGACUCGUAUGCAAUACAUGUCUAUUGGCAUCAAUGCUUUGUCAGGAGAGCUUCCAAAGGAAUUGGGAGAUCUUACCGAGUUGCUUGUAUUGGGUUUUGGGUCUAAUAACUUCUCAGGAUCUUUGCCAUCUGAACUUGGAAAUCUUGUAAAACUACAACAGCUCUACUUGGAUAGUUCCGGAAUAAGUGGUCCAAUUCCACCAACAUUUGCAAGCCUUACGAGUUUGGCGCAAUUAUGGGCUUCAGACACAGAACUUACCGGGCGAAUACCCGACUUCAUAGGAAAUUUUUCUAAGCUUCAGUCCUUGAGAUUUCAGGGUAAUUCCUUCGAAGGUCCAUUACCCUCAUCAUUUUCCAAUUUGACUUCUUUGACAGAAUUGAGAAUAAGUGGUCUAUCAAAUGGGAGCUCCUCAUUGGAUGCAAUAAAGAACAUGAAGUCUCUCACAAUCUUAGAAUUGAGGAAUAACAAUAUUUCUGGUUCAAUUCCUUCUUUCAUUGGAGAAUUCCGAAAUUUGACUCAGCUGGACUUAAGCUUCAAUAACAUCUCAGGACAAAUUCCAGGAUCAAUUUUCAGUUUGAGCUCCCUCUCUUCCUUGUUUCUUGGAAAUAACACACUUAAUGGUAGUCUCCCUCGGCAGAAAAGUUCAUCUCUUAACAACAUAGAUUUGUCAUACAAUGAUCUAUCCGGAAGCUUCCCCUCUUGGAUAAACGGACAAAAUCUAGAACUAAACUUAGUAGCCAACAACUUGACAAUAGAUGAUUCAAAUAGCAGUGGUUUGCCUACUGGGCUAAACUGUCUCCAGAAAACUUUUCCAUGCAAUCGUGGUGCUGCGGCAAGAUAUUCCGACUUCGCGAUCAAGUGCGGUGGUCCUCAAAUUAGAAGUACAGAUGGAAUUGUGUAUCAAACGGACAAUGAGACACUUGGUCCGGCUACAUACUUUGUUACUGAUACUGAAAGAUGGGCUGUUAGUAAUGUUGGAAUAUUUACUGGGAGCAACAAUCCUGCGUUCAAAAGUUCUGUGACUAAUCAGUUCACUGGUACUUUGAACCCAGAGAUUUUUCAAACUUUCCGGCUCUCUGCAUCAUCAUUAAGGUAUUACGGGUUGGGGCUAGAAAAUGGUUUUUAUAACAUUACCCUCCAAUUUGCGGAAACAGCUAUUCUCGAUUCUACUACAUGGAAAAGCCUCGGGAGACGAGUAUUUGAUGUUUAUAUCCAGGGGACUCGUGUUUUGAAAGAUUUUGACAUACAAAGACAAGCCGGAGGUGUCUCUUAUAGAGCUGUUCAAAAACAAUUUAGGUUUGAAGUGAAAGAAAACUAUGUCGAUAUCCAUCUCUUUUGGGCCGGAAAAGGGACUUGUUGCAUACCUGGCCAAGGUACUUAUGGGCCCUUGAUUCAAGCCAUCAGUGCUACACCUGAUUUCAUACCUACUGUCAGCAACAAACCUCCCAGCAGUAAAAAGAAUAGAGCAGGUCUAAUCAUUGGAGUUGUUGUUGGUGUUGGAGUUGUAUGUUUUCUAUCAAUUUUCGCCAUUUUCUAUAUCAUUCGGAGAAAAAAGCGCUAUGAUGAUGAUGAUGAGCUUUUAGGCAUUGAUACAAUGCCAAACACUUUCAGCUACUCUGAGUUAAAAAAUGCUACAAGUGACUUCAACCAUGACAAUAAACUCGGAGAAGGAGGUUUUGGACCUGUUUAUAAGGGGACACUUAAUGAUGGAAGAGAUGUGGCUGUCAAACAGUUAUCUAUAGGAUCCCAUCAAGGAAAGAGUCAGUUUGUAGCUGAGAUUGCUACUAUAUCUGCUGUGCAACACCGUAAUCUUGUCAAAUUAUAUGGAUGUUGUAUUGAAGGGAGUAAAAGACUUCUUGUCUAUGAGUAUCUAGAAAAUAAGAGUCUUGAUCAAGCAUUGUUUGGAAAUGUUUUAUUCCUCAAUUGGCCGACCCGCUAUGAUAUUUGUAUGGGUGUUGCAAGGGGUUUGACAUAUUUACACGAGGAGUCACGGCUUCGUAUUGUGCACCGUGAUGUGAAAGCUAGUAAUAUUCUACUUGAUUCUGAACUUAUCCCAAAAAUAUCCGACUUUGGGUUGGCCAAAUUAUACGAUGAUAAAAAAACCCAUAUAAGCACCCGCGUUGCUGGGACAAUUGGAUAUCUUGCACCGGAGUAUGCCAUGCGUGGACACCUUACAGAGAAAGCCGAUGUUUUUUCCUUUGGCGUUGUGGCUCUCGAGUUAGUCAGUGGGAGGCCAAAUUCUGAUUCAAGUUUAGAAGGAGAGAAGAUGUAUCUUCUAGAAUGGGCUUGGCAGCUUCAUGAAAGGAACUGUACAAACGAUCUAAUCGAUCCUAGACUAUCAGAAUUCAACAAGGAAGAACUCCAACGCCUUGUGGGAAUAGCACUUUUGUGCACUCAAACAUCACCAACUUUACGGCCACCGAUGUCACGUGUGGUGGCAAUGCUUUCAGGAGACGUUGAAGUGAGCGCUGUAACAUCAAGGCCCGGAUACCUGACUGACUGGAAAUUUGACGAUGUGAGCAGCAUCAUGACCGACAUUUCAUCGAAGGGAUUAGAUACAAGUAAUUACAAUUCAACAGCAAGUACAAGCAUUGCUGUUGGAGCAGAUCAAUAUUCACCCAUCGAUUCUUCUAAACCCAUCCUUCGUGAGACUCUUAGAGAGGGUAGGUAA
This is a messenger RNA of Lathyrus sativus (Indian pea), 3102 nucleotides long. Lineage: Eukaryota; Viridiplantae; Streptophyta; Magnoliopsida; Fabales; Fabaceae. The record is from the annotation of a GenBank genome assembly.